GUUUGAACUCUCGCGAUGACUGACUCGGAAAAAUGACGUCCUGUCAACAACACUAAAGUGCGAAAGCAUACAUGAACAAAUUGUUAAGUGGCAUGCCCCAAAGUCCUACUGAAUAGCCAUUCAGCCAUCAGUGCCCGCAUCCCGCUGUCCCCAUGACAACCCCUCCUCUUGCCCCGUUUCCCGGGCAACAGGCUCAGACAGCGCGUGAUGUGAACACAGCCUCACUAUGUCGGAUCGGACAGGAGACGGUGCAGGACAUCGUCUUACGAACCAUGGAGAUCUUUCAGCUGCUUAGAAACAUGCAACUGCCGAAUGGAGUGACUUAUCAUCCUAACACUCAUCAGGAUCGGUUGGGGAAACUGCAAGAGCACUUGCGGAUGCUCUCUGUCCUUUUCCGCAAGCUCCGUCUUGUUUAUGACAAAUGCAAUGAGAACUGUGCUGGUCUAGACCCCAUACCACCUGAGCAACUUAUUCCAUAUGUAGAAGAUGACAGCUCUAAACUGGAUGACCGUAUGGCCAAUGAAAUGCGUGCAGCAAGCGAAGACAGGAGAGAAAUACUGGAAAUUAAAAAGGACCAACUUGGUACCGAAGUACCGGUACUUUUGACAACACUUUUCUGGCCCCAUGGAAACAAGGAAUUGAUCACGUUCAUGAAAACAAUGAAACUCAAACAGAAGAACCAACAGCUAAAGAUGAUUAUGGACCAGCUGAGAAACCUCAUCUGGGAGAUAAACUCCAUGCUGGCGGUCAGGAGUUGAAACGUGCUUGUAUACACAAAAACACA
Molecule: messenger RNA, 784 nt
Organism: Xyrauchen texanus (razorback sucker)
Lineage: Eukaryota; Metazoa; Chordata; Actinopteri; Cypriniformes; Catostomidae
Product: mediator of RNA polymerase II transcription subunit 30-like
Exons: 6
Coding region: 153-758 (201 amino acids)
Biological process (GO): positive regulation of DNA-templated transcription
Cellular component (GO): mediator complex
Molecular function (GO): transcription coregulator activity
Source: RefSeq, a predicted model, not a curated record